AUGUCACUGCCCGAAGAAGCGGCGGAGACUGAGGACCUAGUCAGAUCUAGAAUUACUCUUUGCCGAUCAAGGGAUUGGGAUGCCUGGGUUAGUUACCCAGGUGAAGUCAGAAGCUUACAAUCACAAGGCGCAUCUCUAAAUCCCUCGAGUGCUGCAUCGCUGAAGUUGGAUGGAGAGAGGAAAUUCCUCAUGCAACUGCCAUGA
This is a messenger RNA of Paracoccidioides brasiliensis Pb18, 204 nucleotides long. RefSeq lists its product as uncharacterized. The record is from RefSeq and is a predicted model, not a curated record. The transcript has a single exon. Bases 1 to 204 code for a protein of 67 amino acids.